GAAUGGCUUGGGCAUGCCUGCUAUCUAGUUAUGGCACAUAAUGUGUACCUUGUUUUUAUGGACUGAUGGUCUAAAAAUUUUGUGCUUUAUGUGAACCUAAUGACUAAAUAAAAUUAAAUAUGGUCAUUGUUUUGUAAUUCUGAGGGUAUCACUGGUUUUUUUUUAUUUUUUUAUUUUUUUUUUAAGGUGCUUGCCUCUAAGUCAUCGGCUCUUUUGGACUUCCAUAAAGAUCUUGUUAGCCUGGAAGCUGCUUCAAAGAUACAAUUGAAAUCAUUAGCAGAAGAAAUGCAAGCCAUUAUGAAAGGAUUGGAGAAAGUAAAGCAGGAAUUGGCUGGUUCCGAGAAUGAUGGCCCUGUAUCUGAAACUUUUCGCAAGACAUUAAAGGAGUUCGUUGGGGCUGCUGAGACUGAGGUUGCAUCAGUAACAAACUUAUAUUCUGUUGCGGGAAGAAAUGCGGAUGCAUUGGCACUAUAUUUUGGUGAGGAUCCUGCCCGCUGCCCAUUUGAGCAAGUUGUUGCUACCCUCUUGAAUUUCGUGAGGAUGUUUUGCAAAGCUCAUGAAGAGAACUCCAAACAGGCUGAACUAGAAAAGAAGAAAGCUCAAAAGGAAGCCGAAAUGGAGAUUGCGAAGGGAAUUAAUUUAACAAAGAAGGGUGUGAAAUGAACAAUUUCAAUAUUUCACAGGAAGAAGUUGUUUAACAUGGUCACUAUUGACGGACUAUGGUCCUCCAGAUUUGACGUGAAUUGUUCAGUUUUUAUGGGAAUAUAAGAAAGGAAACUGAAAGCACUAGCUUUCGAGAUUUUCGCAAAACCCGAAGUUUGGUGAAGGGUACGCUGAGAAAUGGAUAUGGUGCUUUUCGGCCAGGUGGACAAUGCAGAUUACUGAUCUUUGUCAUCAGCUGACCGUGGGGGUUUUCACAAUCUCAAGACUGAUACUUGGCCAUGUGGAAGCCGAAGAAGAGUAACGUAUGAAUUCAGAAGGAUUUGUGCAUUCAUUGGAUGAAGCCAACGUUUUCCAAGAGGGUGCCCGUUGUAACUGUAAAGUGAAUUACCAUACUGUAUUAUGAAGCCUGUACAGAGAUGUAACACUGUAUCCAGAUUAAAGGUUAUUCUUUUUGUUGUAACAUAUAAACUGAUUCCCCUUAGGAGCCAACCAUUGAGAGAGGUCAGGAUUAGAGAUGAUAUAGAAAUAGAAGAUUAGCUCUGUCAGUGAAAUAGUUUUGUCAUCAAAAUAUAGGGUUCUAGGUUUAGAAAUUCUUGUUUGUUCUUUAGAUUCUAUUUUUAGAAAGUAUUUGAAUAUUUUCAUUUAUUAAGGGGAAAAUAAUUGUCUCUCUUGAAUA
Olea europaea var. sylvestris is the source of this 1339-nucleotide messenger RNA. RefSeq names its product formin-like protein 20. The record is from RefSeq and is a predicted model, not a curated record. Bases 286 to 663 code for a protein of 125 amino acids. Lineage: Eukaryota; Viridiplantae; Streptophyta; Magnoliopsida; Lamiales; Oleaceae. The transcript has 5 exons.